This is a messenger RNA of Striga asiatica, 627 nucleotides long. NCBI's taxonomy places the organism in Eukaryota, Viridiplantae, Streptophyta, Magnoliopsida, Lamiales, Orobanchaceae. The record is from the annotation of a GenBank genome assembly.
AUGUGUAAAGUGCAAGCUAGGUUGUACGUUGGCGCUUUUGCAGUCAGGGUGAAAUGCAAGCGAAGUCGCGCCCAAACUCUUUCGUGGGCUGGAAGAACACUUUCCGUGUCUGCGAAUCUCCAGCUCUGUCCGGGACGCCGCCGCUGCCGUGACAACUGCUUCGCCGCCAGACGCCGAAGAAUCCCAUCUCCGCCAUCCUCAGCCGCCGAGAAGCCGCGACCCUCUCCGGUGCACCUACAUGCCGCCCGAUUCUCGCCGGAGCACGUCACCUUAGCCGGCGUCGUUGAUGUGGUCGCCAAUGCCAUCGACAAGCGGACGCCGGCGAGUGAGCAGCUACGAAGCAAUGGAGUGAACUUUAGUAAUGUGCAUAUGGCGGCGAUUUCACAGGAGGUGGUGGGGACUUGUAAAUGUACGGAGGAGGUGGGGAUGGUGAUGGUAGUGGAGGAGAAUUAUCAACAUACGGAGGUGGCGGUGAUGGUGAAGGAAGAGGUGGUGGAGGAGAUUUCGAUGGAGGCGGCGGUGGAGACUUGUAAAUGUACGGAGGUGGUCGGGAUGGUGAAGGUGGGGGUGGUGAUUUAUAAACAGAUGGAGGGGGAGGAGAUUUUAGUGGAGGUGAUGGAGACUUGA